AUGUUGGAAGUUCUCAACACUCCUGUAGACGCACAUCUCGUGGUGCAUUAUGACAAUCAGGAUCCCAGCCGCGGGCGGUGCGUGACUGGGACGUCGAUCUGCGUCGGCGACGAGUUUGGUGGGCGCCAGGACAGCGCAACUCCGUUCCAGCGGCGGCUCUCUGCGUCGCUGCGUGUGUGCGACCUGUACCAGUGUGUUCACUCGAGCAGCGGCCAUCACGCUCUUGCACGGCGCUUCAGUGAAAACAUCUCGGCGCCCCGUCCCCGGCAAAGUAUCACGCGAACCGCGUCGUACGCCGCCGACAACGACCAGCGCGUGCGAUACCUGCCCGAGAUGCCUGCCUUGCCUACGUGGCGGCCGCUCUGUGAAGCCUCGAGACGGUCUUCCGUGGACAGCGCCAACGAGGACGCCGUCAGCGCUACCAGCACAGGUAGCUCUGGAGGCAGCGCGUGCGGGUCCGAUGCCCCAGCUACUCAUAUAUGCAACGUUUGCGCCCCGCAGCAGGACUGCUGGGUGGAUCUCAGCACGCCCUGCGGGCGCCACCAUCAUCGCCGCAACUCCACGGCCAUUAAAUUCCGCAAGGCCCUUUAUAAAGAAUCCUAG
Lachancea fermentati is the source of this 603-nucleotide messenger RNA. NCBI's taxonomy places the organism in Eukaryota, Fungi, Ascomycota, Saccharomycetes, Saccharomycetales, Saccharomycetaceae. The record is from the annotation of a GenBank genome assembly.